CAAGGCCCCGCGCAAUGGCGCCGCCGGGGCCGGGAGCGGAGCCGCGCUUGGCGGGGCCCGGGGGAACGGGGUAGCUUUGAAACUGGCCCAGAUGGCCAGGCUUUUUCGGAGGGAAAGGAGCAGUUCCCUGGUGAAAGUGGUGGAGACUCUCGGGACACCUGCACAGCUCUGGAGCAAGAGGUUAAGGGGGAAGAGACAAAAAAAUCUUAUUGAUUGGAGGUCCCCAUGACUGGGAACAGACAUCUUCACAUGUUCACUGUGUGCACGGGUGGAGGUGGCAGUAUCCUCACAGCAGCCUCCUGUGAUUUCAGAUGAAGAAGUUCUGCUGUUGAAGCAGUUUGGUCACAGGGGGCUCCAACAGAAAACUGCACCGGGACAACAUCACAGCGAGACGCCCACAGGCUCGAGUUCUGCUUGACAUGGCCAUGUUCUACUAGACCUGCCAUGACGGCAUUUUUUCCCAGUGUUCCCAACUGGAUUCAAGAUGCAAAGCAGGAGGAGGAAGAGACAGGCUGGAAAUUAGUCCCCAGACCAAGAGGUGAAGAAACCGAAAGUCAGGGAAAAUGCCAGUGUGAACUAUCGGAGCCCUCCUUCCCUCACGUGGACAAGCUGAGAACUCACACGCUUUCCCAUUCGGAGCAGAGGCCCUACAACUGCCCCCAGCUGCACUGUGGCAAGGCCUUUGCCUCCAAGUACAAGCUCUAUAGGCAUAUGGCCACACACUCUGCUCAGAAGCCCCACCAGUGCAUGUACUGCGAGAAGAUGUUCCACCGCAAGGAUCACCUUCGGAACCACCUGCAGACCCACGAUCCCAACAAGGAGGCCCUGCACUGUCCCGAGUGCGGCAAGAACUACAACACCAAGCUGGGCUUCAGGCGACACCUGGCCAUGCACGCGGCUGCCAGCGGCGACCUCAGCUGCAAGGUGUGCCUCCAGACCUUUGAGAGCACCCAGGUCCUGCUGGAGCACCUCAAGGCUCAUUCCAGGCGGGCUUCUGGCGGGGCGAAGGAGAAGAAGCACCCGUGUGACCACUGCGACCGGCGCUUCUACACCCGCAAGGACGUGCGGAGACACCUGGUAGUGCACACGGGGCGGAAGGACUUCCUGUGCCAGUACUGCGCUCAGAGGUUUGGGAGGAAGGACCACCUGACCAGGCACAUGAAGAAAAGCCACUCCCAGGAACUGCUGAAGAUUAAGACGGAGCCAGUGGACAUGUUGGGUCUGCUCAGCUGCAGCUCCUCUGUGGCAGUGAAGGAAGAGCUGAGUCCUGUCCUGUGUAUGGCAUCCAGAGACAUGAUGGGUGGUAAGAGCUUCCCUGGCAUGCUGCCCGUGGGCAUGUACAGCACACAUCUCCAAACCGUGCCAAGCUCAGGGAUGCCCCAUUCUUUGGUUCCUAAUUCUCUUCCAAUGGGAAUGAGCUAUCCUCUGGAGUCUUCUUCUCCCAUCUCCUCCCCACCGCAACCUCCUCCAAAGUAUCAGCUUGGAUCUACCUCAUAUUUGCCUGAGAAACUACCCAAAGUAGAGGUGGACAGCUUUUUGUCAGACUUCCCUGGCAGUCUGUCUCUCUCGUCUGGUGAUCCUCAGUCCUCUUCGCCUCAGCCACCCGCCCUGGAUGAGGCUUUGCUUUCCAAGAGCCCUGCUAACCUCUCAGAGGCUCUCUGUGCUGCUAACAUGGACUUCUCUCAUCUUCUUGGCUUCCUUCCCCUAAAUCUUCCUCCUUGCAAUCCACCUGUCUCAUCGGGGGGAUUGGUCAUGGGCUACUCGCAGGGGGAGGCGCAGCCACUGCUCACCACUUUGCAACAUCAACCUCAAGAGUCUCCCGGAGCCGGGGCCUCGCUGAACUUUGGGCCCCUUCAUUCGUUGCCCCCCGUCUUCACUUCCAGCUUGAGCACAACCACGCUGCCACGGUUCCACCAGGCCUUCCAAUAA
Onychostruthus taczanowskii (white-rumped snowfinch) is the source of this 1929-nucleotide messenger RNA. RefSeq names its product PLAG1 like zinc finger 2 (gene PLAGL2). The coding region runs from base 445 to 1929 and encodes 494 amino acids. NCBI's taxonomy places the organism in Eukaryota, Metazoa, Chordata, Aves, Passeriformes, Passeridae. Gene Ontology annotation, molecular function: DNA-binding transcription activator activity, RNA polymerase II-specific. The record is from RefSeq and is a predicted model, not a curated record. The transcript is spliced from 4 exons.